Messenger RNA from Cyprinus carpio (common carp), 1896 nucleotides. RefSeq names its product serine/arginine-rich splicing factor 11-like. Gene Ontology annotation, molecular function: RNA binding. The record is from RefSeq and is a predicted model, not a curated record. The coding region runs from base 1 to 1362 and encodes 453 amino acids. NCBI's taxonomy places the organism in Eukaryota, Metazoa, Chordata, Actinopteri, Cypriniformes, Cyprinidae. Gene Ontology annotation, cellular component: nucleoplasm. The transcript has 12 exons.
AUGCGAACCCUGUUCGGCUUCAUCGGAACCAUCGACGAGCUCAGACUCUUUCCUCCAGAAGCGUUGUGUGUACAUCUCGCAAAAGCAUCUAUAUUUUCUUUCAGUGAUUCUCCCUUGCCUGUGACUUCACGUGUAUGUUUUGUAAAGUUCCACGAGCCGGAGUCAGUCGGAGUGUCCCAGCAUCUGACCAACACGGUGUUCGUGGACCGAGCCCUGAUCGUCGUCCCCUUCGCCGAAGGAGUGAUUCCUGACGAAUCCAAGGCUCUGUCGCUGCUGGCUCCAGCCAAUGCCGUCGCAGGAUUGCUGCCAGGAGGCGGGCUCCUCCCGACGCCCAACCCCGUCCCAUCGAUCGGUGGCGUUUCUCUUGGAGGUCUUGGAGGGCCGAACUUGGACCCCAUGGCAGCUCUGGCCCUGGCGGCACCCAAUAUAAACACUCAGGCUUUGUCAGCUGAGCAGCUUAUGAAGCUUAUGGCAUCCAUAGACCCCAAGCUGAAUCACCUUGCCGCGGGGCUGAAUCUGAGCCCUGGACUGAAGGCAGACUCCUCGAAUAAAGAGAUCGAAGAAGCCAUGAAGAGAGUGAGAGAAGCCCAGUCUCUGAUCUCCGCUGCCAUCGAGCCUGGAAGUAAGAAGGAUGAUAAACGCAAGCGCUCCAGGUCCAGAUCCCGGCGCAGGAGGUCCAGGUCCCGCUCCAGACACAGGAGGUCUAAGAGUCACUCCAGACGGAGAUCUCGCUCCAGGAGCAGGAGGAGGUCCAAGAGCCCCAGGAGGAGGAAGUCUCAUUCCAGGGACCGCGGCAGACGCUCCAGGUCCAGAGAUCGGAGGAAGGAUGACAAGAACAGAAAACGUUCCAAAACUCCACCCAAGAGCUACAGCAGCGCCAGACGCUCGCGCAGCACCAGCCGCAAACGACACCGGAGAAGUCGCAGCGCGUCCCGAUCACCGAAGAAGUCCCGAUCUCCCAAGAGGAAACUGUCCCGCUCCCCGUCUCCUCGCAGACACAAGAAAGAGAAAAAGAAGGACAAAGACCGCGAGAGAGACCGUGACCGAGACCGGAAGGACGACUGGGAGAGAAAUCGGGACAAAAGAGAACGUUCCGACAGCAAGAAGAGCAAAGACAAAGACAAAGACAAGGACAGAGACAGAGACAGGAAGUCCGACAGCGAGAAGGGAGAUGUGAAGGUGACCAGAGACUACGACGAGGAGGAGCAGGGCUACGACAGCGAGCACGAGAGGAACUCGGACACCGCCUCGUCGCCGCAGGCUAAAGAGCUUCGAGCGGACAGCGCAGACGACGCGGGCCGCGGAGAGUCCGACGGACACAGUGAAGACCAGCGAGAUGAAGACAUGGACAUGAGCGACUGAAGCAGCCCACGGAGCAGAUGUUAAAUAGAGUUCAGACAGAGGAGCGCUCUCCUAGAUCAGUCUGAACUCCUUCAUUCCUUUGCGUUUUAAACCACAUCCUCAGAAUCUGCUGUAUUUACUGGUACACACUCGUCUUGAGAUGUCCUCCGGGUUUAGAGCCGUUUCUUCUCUCGUGGCUGAUGUGGAACGAUGUAAUACUGUAUAUUUAGUGUAGGCUAUGUCUGUUUGCAGUUUCUAUUUAAAGCAAUUACCCUCGAAUUAAAAGUGCUUGGAUAACAUUGUCAAGCCGUGGUUUUUUUUUCUUUCUUUCUUUUAAUGAAAUUGCAUUUGUUUUUUAUAGUUAGCCUGAGUUAGUUUGUCAUUUUAAACUCGUUUGUGGAACUUCACGUAAACUGGAUUACUGUUUCUCGCGGGUGAUUCGCAGUGUUUUUCUGUAGUGGACACACCGUCGUCAUAAGACUGUAGUUUGCCAAGAAAAUUACUUCUAUGUACUGUUUGCGAUGUUACGAAUUUAAAAUAAAACUUCAUAUAAAA